CGGCCCCUCUAUUCCGUAGCAUUCCUGUAGCCACUACAAGUAUUAUUUACCUUUCUCCCAACCCAACCCAACCCAAUCCAAUCCCUUUAAUACAGUCAAUUCAAAUCAAUCAAACCCUUUCAAUCCUCUAAAACCGCCACAAUGUCUCCAAUGGCAGUCGAAACUACUACUACCACCACAACCAUCACCGCAAAAACCCAUCCGGAUCUCCUUUACGUCCAUCGCAGUCCCAAAGCCUUCGCCAGUUCUGCCAUCUCCCAAACCGACCUCCCCGCUGGUGCUGUCUUCACCAAAAUCACCACCGCGACCCCAGCCCCCAAAGCCUACACCUCCGUGCAAACCGGCGCCGACACCCACAUCGAACUCAAUUCCGACCUCGUCUUCAUCAACCACUCCUGCACGCCGUCGCUGGUCUUUGAUAUGCACAACAUGGAGGUCCGGGUUGUGGACGAGCGGCCGCUGAACAAGGGCGAUACGCUUACCUUCUUUUAUCCGAGUACGGAGUGGGAUAUGGACCAGCCGUUUGAGUGUGCCUGUGGUGCGGGGGAGGGGAAGUGUUUGGGACGGAUUUCGGGGGCUAAGGAUAUGAGUGAUGAGCAAUUGAAGGGGUUCUGGUUGAAUCCGCAUAUUGAGGAACUGAAGAGGGGCCAGCGUGUAUAAUUUUUUUUUUUUUUAAGAUAUUAGACUGCAUUUAGGCAUUCAACAUGUAAAAUAUAUGGCUGCUAGAACGGAGUUGGUGUGAGAUGCGUCA
Molecule: messenger RNA, 751 nt
Organism: Aspergillus ruber CBS 135680
Lineage: Eukaryota; Fungi; Ascomycota; Eurotiomycetes; Eurotiales; Aspergillaceae
Exons: 1
Coding region: 142-660 (172 amino acids)
Source: RefSeq, a predicted model, not a curated record